UUCCAUACACAAAUAAAAACCCAUCCCACCCCCCAUUCAUCACUUCAAUUCCUCCCAUUCAUUCAUCUCCCCCACUCCUCUCACUCCCACCACCACCACUCUCCCCAAUGCAAUCCAAUUCCUGCAACUCCUCCUCCUCUUCCACCCUCGACCUCCCCUCCCCUACCCUCCAUCCCAUCCACAGCAACCACAGCGCCAUCACCAGCCCUGCACCCACAACCCCCUCCUCCGAACCCUCCACCGAAGCAGAGUCCAAAAAACUCCCCUCUUCCCAAUACAAAGGAGUCGUCCCCCAACCCAACGGCCGCUGGGGCGCUCAGAUCUACGAGAAACACCGCCGCGUUUGGCUCGGCACCUUCAAUCUCGAACACGACGCCGCCCGCGCCUACGACCUCGCCGCGCAGCGCUUCCGCGGCCGCGACGCCAUCACCAACUUCCCCCCACUUUCCCUCUCCGCCGAUCCCCACGAACUCUCCUUCCUCCUCUCGCGCUCCAAAGCGGAGAUCGUCGACAUGCUCCGCAAGCACACGUAUCUCGACGAGCUCCGCCUCUGCCCUCCCCUGUUUUCGCCCAAAAACGCGUCCGUCGUUUCAUCCAAGCCCGCAAGGGAGCAUCUUUUCGACAAAGCCGUCACGCCCAGCGACGUCGGCAAACUCAACCGGCUCGUGAUCCCCAAACAGCACGCGGAGAAGCAUUUCCCGCUUGCGGACGGAGCGAAGGGAGUUUUGUUAAAUUUUGAGGAGGGAUGCGCGGGGGGGAAGGUGUGGAGGUUUCGUUAUUCGUAUUGGAAUAGCAGUCAGAGCUACGUGCUGACGAAGGGAUGGAGCAGGUUCGUUAAGGAGAAGGGGUUGGUGGCCGGUGAUUUGGUUGGGUUCUAUCGUUCCAAGGGGGAGGAGAGGCAGUUUUAUAUCGAUUGCCGGCCGCGAGGGGAGGAAGGGGGAGGAGUGCAGACUUUCCGGCUCUUUGGGGUGAAUAUAGGUAUUCUGGGAAGUCUGAAUAUGAAUAAAAAGAGGAGUUUUGAAGGGAUGGAGGUGGGAUUGUUGAUGAAGAAGCAAUGUGUGGGCGGUUUAGGUUAGUGAUUGUUAUUUGUUUGUUGUACGUAUAAGUGGAUGAUGUUGCAAGUGUAUAUUGGUAAUGUGGUCUACCAUUUUCUAACUUAAAUUUUUGUUAUUUUCUUAAGAAGUAGGAUGACUCGAUUGUUCUUCAUGAUUGUGUUUGUUAUUUGUGUCAAUACACGGAAAUGGUUAAAUUU
This is a messenger RNA of Phalaenopsis equestris, 1252 nucleotides long. Its product is annotated as AP2/ERF and B3 domain-containing protein Os05g0549800-like. The coding region runs from base 108 to 1076 and encodes 322 amino acids. Gene Ontology annotation, molecular function: DNA binding; DNA-binding transcription factor activity. The record is from RefSeq and is a predicted model, not a curated record. Gene Ontology annotation, biological process: regulation of DNA-templated transcription. The transcript has a single exon. Lineage: Eukaryota; Viridiplantae; Streptophyta; Magnoliopsida; Asparagales; Orchidaceae.